UCAGUCUACAUGAAGGACGCCUCUCGGAGAUGGGCCUGCUACGGUGCCAGCUGAUGACUCGAGUUCAUGGCUCAAGUGUCCCAAUUUAGCUCCUCCCACGCCGCAAAACUUCCAAAAAAGGGAGACAGCGGCAACAAGCAACAACGAGACCAACACACCAAAAGACACUCGCUUUCCCCCUCCAGUCCCUCGCUUACUCCGCCCAGAUGCAUUUCAGCAUCGCAGUCCUGUCCCUCGCAGCAGCAUGCUUUUCCCAGGUGGCCGCACAAUCGAGUGUCAGCAAGUCAGAAACCCCUUUGGCUACAAAGCCAGUCUCCACCGCCGCCUCACAGGCCACUACCCCCAUCACCAUCAAGGGCAACACCUUCAUGCGCGGCAAUGAGCGCUUCUUCCUUGUUGGUGUUGACUACCAGCCCGGAGGCUCCAGCGACUUGACUGACCCUCUGAGCAACCCUACUAUCUGCGCCCGUGACAUUGCAGUCAUGCAGACGCUUGGUAUCAACACUAUUCGCAUCUACACGGUGGACAACUCUGUCGACCACGACGAGUGUAUGAGUCUCCUGAGCAAAGCCGGAAUUUACCUCGUGCUUGACAUCAACACGCCCCAAUCUUCCCUCAACAGGAACGAUGCAGCCUCUUCUUACAAUCUUGCUUACAUGCAGCACUUGUUUGCUACAGUGGAUGCAUUCAAAAAGUACCCUAAUGUUCUCGGCUUUUUCGCAGGCAAUGAAGUCAUCAAUGAUGCACCGACCGUGGGCACCGCCCCAUGGAUCAAAGCCGUCAUCCGAGACGUCAAGCAGUACAUUGCCGCACAGUCUACCCGUGCCAUCCCCGUCGGCUACUCCUCCACUGAUGUUCCCGGCUCGCGGUACAAAUUUCCUGAAUACCUCAACUGUGGCAACGCCUCUACGCGAGCUGAUUUCAUUGGCACAAACGUAUACAGUUAUUGUGGUGACUCUAGCUUCACCCAGUCCGGUUAUGACCAGCUCGUCGCAGGAUUUAGCGAUCUGACCAUUCCUCUGUUUAUGAGCGAGUUUGGGUGCAAUCAAUUCGCAGGAGACCAGUCCAAAGGGCGUGCAUUUUCAGAGGUGGCCACUAUCUACAGCAAGGAGAUGACUUCGGUCUUCUCUGGAGGCCUCGUCUAUGAAUACACGCAAGAGGUCAACAAUUAUGGAUUGGUCACCAUCGGCAGCAAUGGCCAGGUGAGCGCACUACCAGACUUUUAUAACCUGCAGAAGCAGUAUGCCGCUCUCAAGCUUGACAAGUCUGCCCCCGGAACCAGCAAGACGACGGCCCCUGCCUGCCCGGGCAACUCGACCGACUUCGAGGGUGUUUGGGCAGAGGAUGUUCUUCCCGUCCAACCCGCUGGAGCUGCAGCGUUGAUCAAGAACGGAGCUGGUGCACCUCUUGGCAAUGGCGGUAGUGGUUCACAGAACGCAGGCUCUGGCUCAGGUUCCGGUUCCGGCAACAGUAACGUUGGCUUGACUUCUUCAACCACUUCUGGCAGUGCACGAUCCGCCUCGCCCAGUGCCUCUGCAACGCGAACGUCUGGUGCACAGUCUGUCUUGCCUACUUUGUCUAUGGGUAUGUUGGCUGCUUGGUCCUUGACACUCUCUGCUGCAUUUGGCGCUGCAUUGUUCUUUUAAGCUUACGGUCACGCGCAUGGUGGACACAGAAUGGUGCAUCCAUAGCAAGUAAGUCUUAGUUUACGUCUAAUCGUUCAUUCGUUCGUCAGGUGAGCAUUUCUAUCUGCUAGGUAGUCCACCUGAAGGUACAUGGAUAAGUAGUCCUGGUAGACUUCGGAUUUCCCCUGUGAGACAAUAGUUUUUGACGUUUGCAAGCACUCAAGAUGAAGCUGACACUGCCUGGCAG
This is a messenger RNA of Protomyces lactucae-debilis, 1872 nucleotides long. RefSeq names its product Glucanosyltransferase-domain-containing protein. NCBI's taxonomy places the organism in Eukaryota, Fungi, Ascomycota, Taphrinomycetes, Taphrinales, Protomycetaceae. Gene Ontology annotation, molecular function: 1,3-beta-glucanosyltransferase activity. Bases 207 to 1646 code for a protein of 479 amino acids. Gene Ontology annotation, cellular component: cytoplasm; fungal-type cell wall. The transcript is spliced from 3 exons. Gene Ontology annotation, biological process: fungal-type cell wall (1->3)-beta-D-glucan biosynthetic process. The record is from RefSeq and is a predicted model, not a curated record.